AACAAGGAAAAGAUAGUUUAGAAACAAUAAAUAUGGUGGUAAUGAUGGAGAGGUCUUUUUUGGCUGGAUUUUUGCUUGUUGGUAAUCUACUUUCUGUAGGCGAUGCAAACCCGCAGGAGGUUAAACUGUACGUCCGGCGAGGGGAAAACAUUAUGCUGCCGUGCCACCUUACUUCCGGUUUGGACCCCGAAACGGUCUCGGUACGCUGGAAAUCAUCCAAGGACUCUUACCUCACUUCCGGUAAACGUGUCUUCAAAUACGACAACCAGAUUGAGGUCGUCAAGACAAGCACCAAUCACUGGAAUCUUUUGAUUAAGGCAGCCACGGACAAAUUUGCGGCCAAUUACACGUGCACGGCUGACCAAAAUGUGCUGCUGUCCAGAGUGCAGCUUCUGGUCUUGUUCGCUCCGAAAAUCGAAUAUGGUGGUUCAAGCUCACCGAAAGUGAACGUCGAUGAAGGUGGCACAGUGGAGCUCACGUGUGAAUUUACUGGUGAACCUGUACCGAACAUAACGUGGCUUAGGGGUGACGACAAACAUCCUAUCGGCAUCACGGGCAGCAAACUUUUUAUGCGUCACGUCAAGCGUUACGCAACCGACGUGUACACGUGUCGAGGAAAGAAUUCUGUCAGUUUCUAUGACUAUGCGAUCAAUCUUGCCGUGAAAUUUUCUGUCGAGGUUGACGUCAUGGAAAAGACCAUUUACGUCAAGAGGGGGGCAAUGUUUACGAUAUCUUGUAUCACGCAAGGGGAACCGUUAUACGACAUGUACUGGAUUGACGUUCAUGGGGUUAAAGUGACGUCAUCAAUGUGGAAGUACAACUUUACAACGGAGCCAGCAGGUGCUAAUGUGCCGGCCAAUUUCGUCACCUUGGAAACACGCACGGGUACGCAAAACGACUUUGGAAAGUACACGUGCGAGGCGAAGGGGGAGGGGCGCGUUGCCAAGGCAACCGUUGAAGUCAUUGAGCUUAACUAAUCUAAAUGGCAUGCGUCACUCAACAGAUAAGUGCGGAAAAACAAUUGAAAAUUAAAGCGUUAUCAAAAACAAACUUAACUCACUAUGAUGGAACUUGUAGAAAGAUCCUGACUUAUCCGAUGUACAAAUAAUUUAGCUUGUAACGGUAUUAGCGGUUAUAUUAAAUAAUGAUAGCUGGUGCUGGUGUAUAUGUUCAUAUAACAUAACAUAAAUUUCAUUUUGAUUUAAGCAUAUACAACUUAUCAUCAUAUACAUCAAUCAGUUAUUCAUAAAUACACAACAAAUGAAAUAAAACUCAAUCGAAAUUGAUAGCAUUAAUUAGCUUCCUUAUGGGUUUUUCGCAGGCCAGUGCUAUUGAACGAAUUCAUACUAUGUUUUGUAAAAGCCUGAUGUGCAUUAAAAUAACGACGCAAAAUGACUUUAUAAUGGAGAGUUAGGUAGAACUGAUAUGUACUCGCAUCGACUUACUUCUAUAGUUAAAUACUGGCUUAAGAUAUUACAAUGUGCAGAUAGAAAAUAUACGAGAGUUAUGUACAAUCUAUAACUACAAGACUUUGAAAACAAUCCUAGAUGUAUCAACUGGGUAUCUAUGUUACGAAAUAUGCUAUGUAAUUUUGGUUUUAAUGUUGUGUGGUUAGCACAAGGAGUUGCUAACAUUAAUAAAUUUGUUAUUGUUUUUAAACAACAUGUUAAAGAUACAUUUAUUCAAAGCUGGUACAGUAGAAUUGAAAGUUCAACUAGGGCCUCCUUUUACAAGAUAUUUACAAAAUUUGAGCUUAGUAAUUACCCUGAAGAAUGUUAAUGUGAAGAAAUAUAGAAUUGCCCUCACACGAUUGUUAGUGUUCUUACAUAGACUAAAUAUUGAAAGAGGAAGGUGGUCUAACAUUCCACGAAAUGAAAGACUCUGUAGUAUAUGUAACAAAUUAGAAGAUGAAUAUCAUUUUUUUGAGUGCAAGUUAUAUGAUGAAUUACGUGUAAAUAUAUAUUAAGAAGUACUAUAGAUUAAGACCGAGCAUGUUCAAAUGUACUGAUAUGUUACAGUCUAACAAUGUAUGCAUACUUCGAAAUCUUGCUGUUUAUGCAUAUAACGCCUUCCAAUUACGACGGCAAGCUACUACUGUUACAGUUGACAAUUGAUGCAACAAAACAAUAAACUACUAAUUACCUAUAAAUGUAUAAUUACAUGAGACAGCAGACACAGGGACUGGAACUGAAAAGAAAACAAGACAAAAAGAUCGAAUUCAAAUUAGAUUUUAUAAAAAUAUUUGCUUAUACAAAAUAAUAGUAUUUGCAUUAUAUUUUGUUCUUUUACUGGUUAUAACAUCUGGGACCAAUCGUACUCCAAAUUAACAUUUAAUAAAUACUGGUAAUUUAUUAUUAAUAAUCACUGAAACUUUUAAAUUAUCCAUUUAAAUUUAUGUCAUUUAUCUCUGACUACCAUAUCCUUCAAUUCUGAAGAAUCUCAUCAUUAAAUGUUGCAUUAAAUGAUAGACAACUGUACUAAAAUCAUUUUAUCCGCUAUUAAUCAGUUAAUAACUUAUCUGAUUAUCCAUCGUGUACUGAACUGUAUCUACGGUCUCGAAUCGGUAAUAAUCAUUGCUUAAACGAAAUUGCACAUGUCACUUAACUAUAUCUGAAAUUUAUUUUUACACUUUCCGUAUGUUUGUAUCUACUAUAUACACAUGACACUUGUCUUAUUAUUUGGUAUUAUUUGUUGUGUUUUGAAUAAUCUUUACUUUCACACGUGUGUCAACGUCGUAAAUAUAAACACACUAUGUAACCCAAAGAAAUACUUACGAAAAGAAGGUCGAAGAUAACUGAUUGUUAAUCAGAAAUUUAUAUGAAAGAAUAAAUCAUACACUGUACAACUAUUUAAUUUAUAGAAAAAUAUUAGGAAAACAAAUUUUUAUUUCAGUAAGGCAAAACUUCAAUGCCGACAAAAUAAGCUAUUUAAUCGAGUCCUGUAAUAGAACUUUCGCUUUCGAUUUCAAAUUUAGACUACUGUAUAGUGAAUGGGACGUAAUUCAAAAGUUAUCAAAUUCUAUAAAUACUGUUGUUAAUAAUAUGGUACAAAUGUACUAUUUUAGAGUUUAAUUCAUUUAUUUAUUAUUUAUGAUAUGUGUCGAACUCAUUAGAUGCAGUUGCUAUUUAUUUUUUUAUUUGAUACAAACAUACUUGUUGUAUAGUUUACAUGUUCGCUAUUUGUAUUUCUAUACGUAAACCAUUACAUAUUCUAUGACUGAUUUGAUCACGGGUCAUGUUGGCCUAUUUCAAAUAUUUAUUGUGUGUUAUAUUUCCUUGAAUAAACCUUCUUCUUCUUCUACAUAAAGCGUCGUGUUGACCUCGGGAGUUUAUAAGGCAUUGUAGGAGACUCUUUCAUAGUUACAUACUAACUUUUUUUAAUUACACUGACGCUUCAAGUUAGCUUGAAAUGUGUAUUAUUUGUUUAUGUACUAAUUGCUUUAUCAGUGAUAAAAAAA
Molecule: messenger RNA, 3457 nt
Organism: Mya arenaria
Lineage: Eukaryota; Metazoa; Mollusca; Bivalvia; Myida; Myidae
Product: hemicentin-1-like
Exons: 2
Coding region: 33-977 (314 amino acids)
Source: RefSeq, a predicted model, not a curated record